Molecule: messenger RNA, 1938 nt
Organism: Penicillium mononematosum
Lineage: Eukaryota; Fungi; Ascomycota; Eurotiomycetes; Eurotiales; Aspergillaceae
Product: DUF3405 domain-containing protein
Exons: 6
Coding region: 1-1938 (645 amino acids)
Source: RefSeq, a predicted model, not a curated record
AUGAGGGGCAGAGACAGGCGCAUUUUCUAUGCUGUGCUGGUUGUCUCCUUUGUCUUCUUAUAUUGCGCGGUGACCGGCGCCCAUCUCAAGUUCCUUCUCUCCCCUCAAGAGCGAUACAUACAUGAGAUUCAAUCUACCACACGACAAUUUGAUGGGUUUGAAUCAACGCUGGAGAGGAUCCUACCGCAACGAUCUUACAACCCUCAUCUCAUCGAUGACCCUCGUCUGAGCUCCUGGGCGAAUGAACCUAUGCCAAAGAUAUAUCGCCCAUACCCAGAUUAUAAAAGUAAUGAGUGGAAGAAGAGUCACCGUGGCUCUUUCAAACCGUGCAUUGGGCCCCGAGGUAAAGAAGUGACGGACAAUUUGGACGAUCAAGUAAGCGCCUACGUUGGUGUUCCGAAAGGCUUCCCAACUACGAUUUUUGGUUCCCACAAGGCAAUCGGCCUCGAUGGGUCACUGUCAUUCGAUCGCUAUACUCGCUACGGUGCUUACGGCUUUGCGGAAGAUGAAACAAAUGUCGAAAACUGGGUUCGACCUGCCAAAGUUAAUUGGAACGAUGUUGAUUGGGGAAAGCUACAGAAGCAAUGCGCCACGCACAACGCCAAUCGAUUCGACGCGCAUUUGCAGGGACUGAACAAUAACGCCCCUGAGGCACGUACGGCCGUUCUCAUUCGUUCUUACACUGGCAAGGAAUUUUUGGAGAACGAUAUCAUUAACAUUCGAGCGAUGAUCUCUGAACUUUCCCUUCAGUCAGGAGGGGAGUAUGAGGUUGUAUUGUUGACACACGUCAAGGAUGACAGCAUACCGCUCGAUGAUCCCCUCGUGCGGAAGAGGCUUUUACAGCAGAACAUCCCUCGGGAGUUCUGGGGUAUAACUCAGUUCUGGAAUAUGCAUGAAGAGAUAUUAAAUUAUCCUCAACUCGACCCCGAACUUAUGGAUGUCCAUCAUUCACAAUGGCUCUCCGUACAGCAGUUCGCCCUCCGGAACCCCCAAUUCGAGUAUAUCUGGAACUGGGAAAUCGACACCCGCUUCACAGGUCACUACUAUGAAUUUGCCGACACGGUUGCGAACUUCGGGCUGCGACAGCCACGUCGAGGAAUCUGGGAACGCAAUGAGCGAUUCUACAUCCCAGGCUACCAUGGCAACUACGACGAGCGAUACCGAUCAUUCGUCGAUGCCCAGAGCGGACCGGGUGUCUGGGGACCGAUGCCUAUGAGGACAGAUACCGGCGAGGAGUUUGAGCGCGAAGGGCCUACACCACCCGUCCCAGUAGCCAACCAAGACCCCUACGAAUGGGGUGUGGGCGAGGAAGCAGACCUGAUGGUCUUCUUGCCUAUCUUCAAUCCCAUCAACACGGAAUGGGUCAUCCGGAACGAGGUGUUCGGGUAUCGCGCAGCUAACACCCCCCGAAGAGCUUCCUUGAUUACCCAUGGCCGCCUUUCAAGACGGCUAUUGUUGACGAUGGACCGUGAGAACCAUGCAGGUCGCCAUAUGAGCGCUGAGAUGUUUCAUGUAUCAACUGCCUUUCUCCACGGAUAUAAGGGCGUCUCGGUUCCGCAUCCCGUCUAUUCAGAUCGGUUGAUGCCGAGCGACCGGGUUAGUCGCUGGUUCAACUCUGGUGUCAACGGUCGGAGUGGGAGCACUAUGGACAGUCCAUUUUCCUGGGGCCGAGAGUCUCGGUUCAAGGACGUAUCUUGGUACUACCGCGCCAACCUGCCUGGACGGCUGUACUGGAAUUUCCUGGGUUGGGAGAAGGAAGGCAAGGGUGGACCACAGUACGAGGAAGAACACGGUCGAUAUUGUCUACCCUCUAUUCUUUUCCAUCCCGUUAAAGAUGUUCGACCGGAGUCGGAUAGCACUCAUUAUGAUUUCGAUGCCGACAACGGGUUAAUAGCUUUACCGGACGAACUUGCGCAUAUCAACUCGGGAGGGCAAUAA